This is a messenger RNA of Tinamus guttatus (white-throated tinamou), 1484 nucleotides long. NCBI's taxonomy places the organism in Eukaryota, Metazoa, Chordata, Aves, Tinamiformes, Tinamidae. The record is from RefSeq and is a predicted model, not a curated record.
GAAAGGAAAAUUAAUAAUAAUACUGAAGUAAAUCCCAAGAUGACUUCCAUUAAAAAAGACAACUUCUGUGAACAUGAUGUGAAAAAGCUAGAGAAUAUUUGUCAGCAAAAUUUUCCAAAUAUAUCUGUGGAAGUUGGUGCAAAGCACCCAGAUGUGCCUCAGACAGGCAGCAUGUAUAACUGGGAGGCUGAAGGUGUGUGUAAAGACCCAAUCUUGGACUCGGAGCCUGUGAAGGGGACACAAUCUGGAGAGCUGUUUAGAAAUGCCAACAUUGAUCAGCUGCAUAAAACUGGCAAACAGGCCCAAAGAGGCUCCGAAGAAAACAGUGACAUUUGGACUCAAAGGAAAUUAUCUUCAGGACGGUCUUUGAAAACGGGAAAUACAAAACUUUCUUCAAAAGUCACUGAGACGGAUGCACAAGUUGUUUCCUGCAGUUCACAGAAGCUGAAGAGUUGCAAUUCUGAUGAUGUAGCCUGCUCAGUGAGUGAACAAGAGGAAGGGGAUGUAGUUCCAGAAAGCCCCCUUUCAGAUGCGGGUUGUGAUGCUUGUGUAUCUGAUCUUGGAGGUCCUGGGAAGCUGAGCAAAUGUCAGAGUAGUUCAGGAGAUUCUCCUGCUUUUGAGAAAGAAAGUGAACCAGAGUCACCAAUGGAUGUAGAUAAUUCUAAAAAUAGCUGUCAUGGAUCAGAGGCUGAUGAAGAAACAAGUCCUUUUUUUGAUGAGAGAGAGCAGAUAAAUAUGUCAAAAUCCAUAAACCAGUCUCCCAGAAUUCAGUGUGGGGAUACUGAACUGGAGGCAAGGAAGUCACAGUUCUCUACCAAGGGUUGUGAAGGCUUUGAGGGGACAGAUAACUCUGCCAAAGAGGAUGAGCUGCAUAUGAAGUCACUUGGUAUCUGUCCUGCUCCACUGUCAGAAUGCAAAGGUGCAAAACAGGGUGGGAAGAAAGACUCCAAAAUCACCUCUCAUUUCAUGAGGGUACCUAAAAUUGAAGAGAAAAGCAAGAAAGAAAAGUGUGAAUUCAAACCUCAGAGGCCAGGAAGGAAGAUUCCUAAAUAUGUGCCCCCUCCGCUUCCAGCUAAUAAGAAGUGGUUUGGGACACCAAUUGAGGAGAUGAGAAGAAUGCCUUUGUGUGCGGCCCGUCUUCCUCACCUGCGACCCUCAGCUAAUCACACAGUAACCAUCAGAGUAGACCUUUUGAGGGAAGGAGAGGUACCUAAACCUUUUCCAACUCACUACAAAGACUUGUGGGACAACAAACAUGUCAAAAUGCCCUGCUCCGAACAAAAUCUCUACCCUGUAGAGGAUGAGAAUGGGGAUAGAACUGCUGGAAGUCGAUGGGAACUAAUUCAAACUGCCUUACUUAAUAAAUUUACCUGCUCACAUGAUUUGAAGGAGGCUAUCCUGAGAUACAACGUUGCUUAUGCUAAGAAGUGGGACUUCACGGCUCUUACUGACUUCUGUGAUAAGGUAGACCAAGUUGAUUUGAA